This is a messenger RNA of Didymodactylos carnosus, 2718 nucleotides long. Lineage: Eukaryota; Metazoa; Rotifera; Eurotatoria; Philodinida; Philodinidae. The record is from the annotation of a GenBank genome assembly.
AUGGUAUUAUCACUGUCAAUCAUUAUUCUCUUGUUGAUUCGUACAGUCCAUGAUACUAGUUUCGAUCCAGAUACUAGAGAUUAUAACGCUUACGGUUUGAAAGUGGCUGCUAAUGACUAUCUCAUUAUUGAAGCACAAAAUCAAGAGGACACUUUCUAUAUUCAGUUCGGUCCGUAUAACAGUAACGUCUUGGAAACUAGUCAACGAUUUUGCAGCAUUUACUUUGAAAGGUCAUCUCAAUAUAUUUAUUCCGUAGCUAUUGGUAAAAAUCAAUCGUCGAAUCAAUUAUACUUCUUUUUUGUCGGUGAAAUAACAGGUAUUGAUGAAGACGAACUACUCCCGAAUCGAAUAUUUAUCGGCAUAUUGAAUUACACAGAUAGUCCAGUAGGGCCGAAUUCCAGUGCUGAUUGUAGUCUGUUUGAGUAUAAUAUUGAAUAUAUUAAUAACUCCUACAAACAUCAACAGUAUCUAACACUUGCGGUGGAACCUCUUGGAUUGGCAGCCUAUGGAUUCUGCAACGACGUUUCGUUUUCUUACGAUGCACAGACAGAGCAUUUAAGAUUAUGGCCAGGCAAUUCUUUCUGGCCAAAUUUCACGUUUAUGCCACACGCUGUGGAUUAUAAACACACGUACGGUGUAAUUGCCGGUUUUGUGGAUAACAGACACAGCUCUCGAGUUGAAUACAGUCCAUUUGUGUAUUUGUUUACCAUGAACGUGAGCACUGCGCCCACUGUGUUAGCAUCGUGGACAUACACAGUUACUGGUUCCUGGCAAGCAGGACGGACAAAUUCUGGGGCGAACCUUUAUGAUGCUAAGUAUGAUAUGUCGGUGGCGAUCAAUGAUCUUGAACAGGCUCUCGUCGGCAUUCCAUCUAUGAAUUCGGUAUUUUUGUUCUCUAUCAAUGGCUCAAACAUGAUUCUAGUGGCAUCGCAGAACAAUGGAAGAUCACUCGGCUAUGGAAAAGCCACCGCUUGGUUAGGUUUCACAGGUACUUCAGUGGCGAUUCUAGUAAAUAGUUAUACAUUCGGUUAUUCAUGGUUAUCAUCUCAAAUUUACAUCUACGAUGAUUUCACGAACACAUCGACUCCUGCGACUAUUUUCCCAAACAGCCAACAGAUUCUCUCAGAAAAUAUGGCAUCAAUAAUCCUAACUGUUGUUUCGACACCAACUCAUCUAGCUUUUCUUGACAUCAACGGAAAUAUUUUUGUUAUUUUAUCGAGUCCUGCUGGAUUUUUUUCUUCUACCGUAGGCUCGGAUGAACAGAGUGUGGCCGCAUUUUCUGAUCAAAUUCCAUGUAUAGCCGGCACCUACAAGAAUCAAACAAGUAUUCGACCUUGUUCUCCAUGCCCGACAGGUACAAAAAAUCCGGGUAAUUCUAGCAUGUCAUGCGUAACUUGCGCUCCAGGAACUUUUUGUUCAUUAGGUGCGGCUAGUGAUAUCAGUUCGAGUGCUCUUGGUGUCGUUAGUCAGGCUCGAGCUUAUCCUAAAUCUCCAGAGAAUACAGUCUUCGACGAUAUACUAAUCCAGAACAUGUUCAACAUUGGUUCCACAUCGCACUGUACCUUAGUUUCUCCCAUAUUUUGGGCUCUCAUUGUAGCCAUUUUUGCUUUUCUCAUUAUGGGUUUCAUGACUGUGUUGAAAUAUUACACGAAAUAUCCAAAAGGAGCUCUUACACAAAAAAAGUUAACAUCCAUUUUCAAACAAACUGAUUUGAUUGGGGAAGGAGAGCAGUGGAUUGGCGGACUAGUUUCGUUCUGCAUCGUUGCUCUUUUGAUUUGUGCAUACACCUUUAGUAAUGCCUAUUUUAUGCAGUAUCCUAUUGAAACAGUGGGACCAUCAAAUUUUGCCUGUGACAGGACUACUCGAAAUGCGAAAUUUGAGACAAGCCUUCAAUCGUUAGCUGUUCCAUUGACAAAGGAAGAGCAAGAAAUGUUUGAUUUAUUGGACAAUCAACAGUUUAUGUUGAAUGUCGACUUUGUCAAUACUGUUUUCUCGUGUGAUGAUGGAAUCACUGCCUUCGUUCUACUCGGAAGUUCGUGGCAAGCUCUUUCAAUCAUCUCAUGCUUAAAUUUUAACUAUAUUUUAUCGAUCAGUGUUGCGCUUCCGUACAAAGGUAUCACUGUUCGAUUUGUUCUGCCAUACAUCUACACCAUCGGUGGUCUGCGUGUCGGUCUUUCGGGUCGUGGUAAGGCAGAGACACUCAAGAAUCUUGAGUUUUAUCAAUCAUUCAAUUCAUCGGGUAAGAUGUUGGCUCAUAAUGUCGAGGUGACCAUGCAAAUAACUAAAGUCAUUAACGAAACAAUUGCUUUAGUUGGUGAUGAAACAAAGCUGAGUGGAUUGUGGAUUCCAUCGUUUACUAUCAAUCUUUACAACUCAUUUAUAUCACAGAGCGCCUAUGUUCGUCAGACGACAACUCAAACAAAUUUAACUGUAAUCAUUAGUGAGACUCCGUACUACAUUAAAAAUGAACAACAGCCCAUCGCGAAACAGCCGGAAAUCAUUUUUCAUACUUUGCUUUUCACCACUGUGGUUCUUGAGAUAUUCGGGCUCAUAUUUCUUAUAAGUAAACUUAUGUUGAUUCCUCUGCUCUCGUUUAUUGUAAAAAAAUGUCGGCAAUUAUUGAAUCAUGUAAGAGGAAAAGAGUUGCCCAAUGACAUUGAGGUACAUGAUAAACACCCGAAUAUUGAGUUGCAAGGUGAGAAUGAAAAUGAUGCUUAG